Messenger RNA from Pneumocystis murina B123, 1461 nucleotides. RefSeq lists its product as hypothetical. NCBI's taxonomy places the organism in Eukaryota, Fungi, Ascomycota, Pneumocystomycetes, Pneumocystales, Pneumocystaceae. Gene Ontology annotation, biological process: RNA polymerase III preinitiation complex assembly. The record is from RefSeq and is a predicted model, not a curated record. The transcript has 7 exons. Gene Ontology annotation, molecular function: TFIIIC-class transcription factor complex binding. Gene Ontology annotation, cellular component: transcription factor TFIIIB complex. The coding region runs from base 436 to 1452 and encodes 338 amino acids.
UUUAAGUUAUUUGUUUUGAAGAUAUGAUGAAUAUUAUUACAGAAUCUGUUAUUAAAUCAAGGUUAAGAUUUACACCUCGUAUUUACGGCAAAAAUGAGAAUUUUGUUGAAAAUGAGUUAAAAAAGCCUAUAUCUAAGGUUGUUGUGAGUGCAGAUGAAGGGUUGAAGACGGAGUUAUGUGGUAUUUUGAAAGAAACUCCGGAAAUUUUUAGUAAGAACCGAUUUUUUUGUUAUAAAGAAUGAAAGAUUGAUAAAUGAAAAAAAAGGAGAAAAAAGGGGGGAUUUAUUGAAAGAAAAGGAAGAUUUAGAUAGUGUUAAUCUAAAGGGAUUGUCAGCUGUUUUUAAAGAAUCAAAAUCGGAGGUUUCUAGGUUGGUAGAGGAUUCAGAAACGAAAAUUAAGUAUGAGAAUGAAAAUGGGAUAAAAAUACAAGAAAAUAUGGAGAAAAAAGUAUUAUCAAGGUCUAUUUUAUGUAUGAAUAAAGAAGAUCUGAAAAAAAAGGAAGAAGAUUACAGCAAAGUUUUGGAGAAUAAGAAUGAAGUUGUGGAUAAGGAUCAUAAAAUUAUAGUAUCUAAUCUAAAUAAUGAACAAAGUGUUAAAGAACGUAAAAAAAAUAAGAAAAAAAGGCCGGCAUCACCAAUUAAUAGUGAAGAGAUUACUAUAGAACCGAGUCAAAUUAAGAUUUCGGAUUUAUGUAAAGAUAUACGAAUAGGAAGAAAAAGUGUGAAAUUUAAUGAGAUUCGUAAAAUGGAAGCUGUAAAGAAAAAGAUGAAAUUAAAUAAUAGUGAAUUAUUUUCAAAGAAGAUAUUAGUGAAUGGAGAGGUAAUUCCUGAAACUAAAAAUGUUUCAGCUGAUAAAAACUUGCAAAAAACAUACUUGGAUACUCAUAAUUUGGGUUUGCCAAUAGUAAGAAAUGGAAAUAUGAAUGUAACAAAAAAUCAUUUAAAAGGGGCACCACAAGUUCGUGUAGUUAAUGGAAAGAUUGUUAUAGACGAAACUUCUUUACAGGUCGAUAGACGUGAAAGAGAUGUUAAUCCUGAUAUUGAGAUGGAGCUGGUUGAAGAAAAUGAUUUAUCAAGAAAAGUUAAUAGUGCUAGCUGGGGCAAAAGAGAAAAGUCUGAUCGAUGGUCUUUAGAAGAAACUCAAAGAUUUUAUAAUGCAUUGUCUCAAUGGGGAACGGAUUUUGGUGUUAUAUGUAAGAUGUUUCCAAAUAGAAGUCAGCGACAAAUAAAAAAUAAAUUCAAUUCAGAAGAAAAAAAAUAUCCUGAAAGAAUUAAUACUGCUCUUAAAUCACGGAAACCUAUUGAUAUUCUUGCAUAUUCGAAAGCUGUUGGUUCUACUUUUAGAUCUAUUGAUGAAAUUGAAAAUGAAUUAAAAAAAGCAAAAAAAGAUUUUGAAGAAUCAAGGAGGAUUUCGAUGGAAAAUUCGAAAAUUUUGAUUAAUAAGAAUGUAUAAAUUGGAAGU